ACCUGGUGUACAAAGUGUUUCCCCAAGAGACCAAAGACUCCCACGUGCUGGUGAGGGCGAAGCCAGAGCAGCCACUGCAGAACUUCACCGUUUGCCUGCGGUCCUACACCGACCUGACCCGGCCCCACAGCCUCUUCUCCUACGCCACCAAGGCGCAGGACAAUGAGAUCCUCCUCUUCAAGCCCAAGCCCAGUGAGUACCGGUUCUACCUGGGGGGCAGGUUUGUGUCCUUCGGCGUCCCCAAGAGCAUCGCGGCGAGCGAGCACGUCUGUGCCAGCUGGGAAUCCACCACCAGCAUCGUGGGCCUUUGGCUCAAUGGGAAGCCCUGGCCGCGCAAGGGGCUGCAGAGGGGCUAUGCGGUGGGGGCGGAGGCGGCCAUCCUGCUGGGGCAGGAGCAGGACGCCUUCAGGGGCAGCUUCGACGCCCAGCAGUCCUUCAUGGGGGAAAUCUCAGCAGUGUACAUGUGGGACACGGGGAUCUCCACCACGGGGGUGGUGGCGGCCAU
This is a messenger RNA of Fulmarus glacialis (Northern fulmar), 505 nucleotides long. RefSeq names its product serum amyloid P-component-like. The annotation marks the transcript as partial. The record is from RefSeq and is a predicted model, not a curated record. The transcript has a single exon. Gene Ontology annotation, biological process: innate immune response. Gene Ontology annotation, molecular function: complement component C1q complex binding. NCBI's taxonomy places the organism in Eukaryota, Metazoa, Chordata, Aves, Procellariiformes, Procellariidae.